Molecule: messenger RNA, 2589 nt
Organism: Tyto alba (common barn owl)
Lineage: Eukaryota; Metazoa; Chordata; Aves; Strigiformes; Tytonidae
Gene: NAPEPLD
Product: N-acyl phosphatidylethanolamine phospholipase D
Exons: 5
Coding region: 412-1596 (394 amino acids)
Biological process (GO): N-acylethanolamine metabolic process; N-acylphosphatidylethanolamine metabolic process
Cellular component (GO): membrane-bounded organelle; cytoplasm
Molecular function (GO): zinc ion binding; N-acylphosphatidylethanolamine-specific phospholipase D activity
Source: RefSeq, a predicted model, not a curated record
UGUGUUAUUAACUGUAGUCAUAACCAUAGACCAAUUGAAACUAAUGAGCUACUCAUUUGCAUAAAUACUUACAGGAAUAGAGCUGGUGCCAGAACACUAAAGUUUGUACCGUCCUGUAGCUGGGUUGGUACAAGUUACACGUUUGCUCUUUUGGAAAAGCUUUAUUGAAUUUCUGUACAAGUGUGAAGGGCCAUCCAGGGACGUUAUCAUUGCUGUUGGAAUCCACUGUUUAUCUGCCCAGCUGUGUGCAUACGCUGUCUACUCUUAUUUUUCUAUUGAUUUUAAAAAUUGUCUGUGUUGAUCCAGUGAUCCAGUCAUUGUCUUGCAUACCAUAACACAGCUGUAAUGCACAAACGCUGCUUCUUUAUGUUGUCAGCCUGAGUGCCGCAGAGCGGUUCUCCUCAAAAAGAUAUGGAUAAGAAAACGGAUGAAGAGCAGCCUCUGACUGCGUGUAACCAGUACCCUAAAGAAGCAGUGAGGAAACGUCAGAAUUCAGGUCGAGGUUCCAGGGGCAGUGAUUCUUCCAGGACCUCCAGGAAAAGCUUCAGACUGGACUACAGAUUAGAAGAAGAUGUAACUAAAUCAAAAAGGGGCAAAGAUGGGAAAUUUGUCAACCCGUGGCCAACAUGGAAAUCACCAACCUUGCCAAAUAUUUUGAAAUGGUCCCUCAUGGAAAAAAAUAACAGCAAUGUGCCAUGCUCAAAGCAGGAACUCGAUAAAGAGCUUCCAGUGUUAAAACCUUACUUUGUUCAAAAGCCAGAACUUGCUGGGAAGACAGGAACUGGUAUGCGAGUCACAUGGCUGGGACAUGCCUCGGUUAUGGUGGAAAUGGAUGAACUUAUAUUUCUUACUGACCCAAUCUUCAGCCAGCGAGCUUCCCCUACUCAGCUGAUGGGUCCCAAGCGCUUUCGAGGACCCCCAUGCACAGUAGAGCAGCUCCCCAAAAUAGAUGCGGUCAUGAUCAGCCACACCCAUUAUGAUCAUUUGGACUACAACACUGUAACGAGUUUAAACGAACGCUUUGGGAGCGAGCUGCGCUGGUUUGUGCCGCUGGGGCUCUUGGACUGGAUGCAGCGAUGUGGUUGUGAGAAUGUGAUUGAACUGGAUUGGUGGGAAGAAAACUGCGUCCCUGGUCAUGAUGCGGUAACUUUUGUCUUCACCCCUUCUCAACAUUGGUGCAAAAGGACCGCGACAGAUGACAACAAGGUUCUUUGGGGCAGCUGGUCUGUCUUGGGACCUUGGAAUAGGUUUUUCUUUUCAGGAGAUACUGGAUAUUGUGUUGCUUUUGAACAGAUAGGUAAAAGGUUUGGACCUUUUGAUCUUGCAGCCAUCCCCAUUGGAGCUUAUGAACCAAGGUGGUUUAUGAAAUACCAGCAUGUGGAUCCUGAAGAAGCAGUAAGAAUCCAUAUUGAUGUUCAAGCAAAGAAGUCUGUAGCAAUUCAUUGGGGAACAUUUGCUUUAGCAAAUGAGUAUUACUUGGAUCCUCCAGUUAAACUGAACGAAGCUCUUGAAAGAUACGGCUUGAAAAAAGAAGACUUCUUUGUCUUAAACCAUGGAGAAUCACGGGAGUUGAGCACAAAUGAUGGGUUUGAAUAAUGAAACAGUAGCAGUUCCUUGGAAGCCCUGUUUGAUUUGAAGUAGUAAUUAAUGCUACAAAUAUUAAUAUGAUGUACUUACAAAGUAGAUAUUUUGGAGUGAAUUGGAUUUGCAGACGCCAGGUUUGCCAGUUUCAGAACUAAAACUUGCAUACCAACUUCAUCAUAAAUUUUGCUAGUUAUAUUGUUUAUAAAUUUUAAGAGGUGAUCUAAAAACUGGGUAAGGUAUUGUCUGGGAAUAACUUGCAGUUUCAACUCUUAUGUACAGAACUGAUAAUUCACUGUUUUUUACAAAAAAUCUCUUCAUUUUACCUGCAGCAGCAAUAAUAACCUCAGCGCAGGACAUAUUGUUAGAAUUAAUGGCUGACUUGAAUUGGUUGUUGUUAGAGUGUCAUCUCCUACUUGUUAGUCAUUAAUCUUCAGGUUAUGCCCUGUGCCUUGAUAGCUUCACUGUAUGUUUUGUGGGGUGGAGUCUUCCAGUACAGCUGUGUUGUUAAAACACAAGCACAGUAAAAUAAUUAUUUUACUGAGUGCUUUUACAUUUUCAUAUAUUGAUGAACCACAAAAGCUGAAUUUUACAAUGAUCUAAAGAAACGUGCCUUUUAAAGAGAGAGAUAGUUUAAUAUUGCAUCACUGAUGUGUAAAACUUACUGCUGGCCAGAGUAUCUGCACACUUUCAUUGUUCUGUCAGUGUUUUUAAGUUAGGCCUGAAUGUGUCUAAAAUAACUUUCUUAUCAAAUGCAGUACAUGAAAUGGAAGAAUCUCUUAACGGCGCUUGUCUUUGCAUUGACUCAGCCUAUUACUAAGUACUUUUAUUUUUUUAAGUGAAAAGUCUUAAGCAAGGGCUGUGAUAUUUUUCUUAUAGCUUCCCUAUAAUUUUAAAGUUGAAUGAGAGAUUACAACAUUGUUUAGUAUUGUAAUACUUGGCUAAAUGUAUCUGUAUCAAAUUGCCAUGCUAAUUUAUAGAAUUAAAGCCUAUUGUUGCCAAUAAAAA